Lizanozyma spartinae is the source of this 2373-nucleotide messenger RNA. RefSeq names its product glycine hydroxymethyltransferase shm1 (gene SHM1). Gene Ontology annotation, biological process: tetrahydrofolate interconversion; protein phosphorylation; L-serine catabolic process. The record is from RefSeq and is a predicted model, not a curated record. Gene Ontology annotation, molecular function: glycine hydroxymethyltransferase activity; zinc ion binding; protein kinase activity. Lineage: Eukaryota; Fungi; Ascomycota; Pichiomycetes; Serinales; Debaryomycetaceae. The coding region runs from base 1 to 2373 and encodes 790 amino acids. Gene Ontology annotation, cellular component: cytoplasm. The transcript has 2 exons.
AUGGUUAGUCAAAUGAUUGAACCUAAAGUCUCCAAAAAAGGGUUUGCCCAUGUCAGAUUAGCAGAAGGAACCACUGGUUAUGCUGACCUCUAUUAUUCAACUAAAGAGUCUCAUGAGCUGGCAAGAGUCACUUGUUUCGUCACCAAAACAUUCUUCGCAAAGGAGAAGUAUGAAUCUGUCAAGGAAUACAAACAAAGAGUACUCAAAGAGUUUAAUAUUCUUCGGGGUUUAGACCAUGAGAAUAUCAUCAAGGCAUACAAAGUCAAAGAAGGUGGUUUAAUGUCACCUUCGAAAAUAGUCAUAUAUCUUGAAGCCGGUGCCUCAGUAAAUUUGCUUCGAUUGAUACAGAAACACCCCGCUUUAAUGUCUAAUGGUUGUGCCUAUUGUUACUGGAGACAGAUAGUUAAUGCAGUGGCAUAUCUUCAUAGCGAAAACAUAUGCCACCGAGAUCUAAAGCUUGAAAAUGUGGUUCUCGAUAGAAACCAUAUAGCGAAGUUGAUUGAUUUUGGACUGGCCUUUAACUGUUCACCAACUAAUGAGUUAGCUAUAGGAUCAGUGGGUUCCCCUGCUUAUAUGGCACCAGAACAACUUUCUUCAAUUCGAUAUGAUGGGAAAAAAGCAGACAUAUGGUCCCUUGGAUCAAUUCUCUACUACAUGCUAGUCCGGAAAUACCCUUGGAAGAUGGCAACCCAUUCAGAUGUCCAAUUCCAAGCUUAUGUCAGUCAUCAUAGGGAAGUCAAAUCAAAUGGUGCUGUAAACAACAGAGUCAAACUUGACUGUUCGUCUGUGCGACUUCUUCCCCUUGUACCUGUUGACUCCGAUAGGGAACUUUUGCGUAUUUUUGACCCGGAUCCGGUGACCCGGAUUUCUGCACAAGAACUUGCUGACUCCGAAUGGACAAUUAUGCUUUCGCUUCGUCAGUCAUUAAAAGCACAAGCCAGAAGAGCUGUGUUUGCCAGAAACUAUGCGUUAACUCCUGCUGCUAAGAGUUUGAUCUCCAAGCAUGUUGAAGAAGUUGACCCUGAAAUGGCCGACAUUUUAAAGCAAGAAAAGGACAGACAAAGAUACUCCAUCACUUUGAUUCCCUCUGAAAACUUCACUUCCAAGGCCGUCAUGGACUUGUUAGGAUCAGAAAUGCAAAACAAGUACUCUGAGGGUUACCCUGGAGAAAGAUACUAUGGUGGGAAUGAAAUCAUUGAUAAGGCUGAAAGUUUAUGUCAAAGAAGAGCCUUAGAAGCCUUUGGUUUAAGUCCUGAAGAAUGGGGGGUCAAUGUGCAACCUUUAUCUGGAGCACCAGCCAAUUUAUACGCUUAUUCUGCUAUUUUGGAUGUUGGUGAUAGAAUUAUGGGGUUGGACUUACCUCAUGGAGGACAUUUGUCUCAUGGAUACCAAACUCCAACCACUAAGAUCUCUUAUAUCUCCAAGUACUUUCAAACCAUGCCAUACAGAUUGAACGAAGAGACCGGGAUCAUUGACUAUGACACUUUGGAGAAGAAUGCUCUUUUAUUUAGACCCAAGGUUAUUGUUGCCGGUGCCUCAGCUUAUUCCAGAGUCGUUGACUACAAAAGAAUGAAGCAAAUCGCCGAUAAGGUUGGAGCUUAUUUGUUGUCUGAUAUGGCCCAUAUUUCCGGUUUAGUUGCCGCAGGAGUGACUGACUCUCCAUUUCCUUAUUCCGACAUUGUCACCACCACUACCCAUAAGUCAUUAAGAGGACCCAGAGGAGCUAUGAUUUUCUUCAGAAAGGGGAUCAGAAAGGUCACCAAGAAGGGUAAGGAAAUCCCCUAUGACUUGGAAAGAAAGAUAAACUUUUCUGUGUUCCCAGCCCAUCAAGGUGGUCCCCAUAAUCAUACUAUUUCUGCUCUUGCCGUUGCAUUGAAACAAACUAUGACUCCAGAAUAUAAGGAGUACCAACAAAAUGUCGUUGACAAUGCUCAACAAUUUGCUGAAGCUUUGACUGCGAGAGGAUUCAAGUUGGUUUCUGGUGGGACCGACACUCAUUUGAUUUUGAUAGACUUGAGAUCAAAGGGUAUUGAUGGAGCCAGAGUCGAAUCCUUAUUGGAAAAGGCACACAUUGCUGCCAAUAAGAACACCAUUCCUGGAGAUAUUUCUGCAUUAUUCCCCUCUGGAUUAAGAGUCGGUACUCCAGCCAUGACCACCAGAGGAUUUGGAUCUGAAGAAUUCACCAAAGUGGCCGAGUUUAUCGACAAGGCCGUUGAGUUAUCCCUUAAAUUGAAGGCUAAGGAAGAAGGUAAGGCUCCUAAGGAGUUGUUGGCUUCAUUCAAGAAGUUGGUUUCUGAGGAUGAAGAAGUCAAAGCUUUGUAUAAGGAAGUUUCCGAUUGGGCCGGUCUGUACCCUGUUCCGGGUGACUUGUGA